AUGCAACCUGCUACGCUCCGUCGCCGCAAAGACCAAGGCAAAUACGACAUCGACUCUCUGAUAUCUGUCUUUGCCGACAGCUUUAUCUCUCAUGUCGCCUAUGUCUGUGAUGGACUUCCUCAAUGUCUUCCUAUGACUACUCUCAUCCAGAAAAAUGGGGAGGUAGCUACAGCAUAUCUGCACGGACAUCCAAGCUCAAAGCUCAUCGAGCUCGUGAGAAAGUCCGAUCAGAACAAGGAUAACGGGGGUUUGGAAGCAGACCAGAAGAGUGCAGUAAGAGUUUGUAUUACAUCGACGAAAGUUGAUGGUCUUGUCCUUUCAUCUGCCCCAAAUGGUCACGAAUUCAAUUACCGCUCCGCUGUUAUACAUGGAGUUUGUUCUUUGGUUUGUGAUCGGGCAGAGAAAACUCGCCUUAUGAGUUUAUUGACAAAUCAUGUUGUGCCUGACCGCUGGCAAGAUGUGAACCCUGUCUCGUCAUUUCAAAUCUCACUAGUCCAUGUGAUACGGGUCGAAAUUCUUAGCUGCAGCAUUAAAACUCGAAGUGGAAUCCCAAACAUCCAGCCGAGAAAUAUUGAAAAGGAUGGCCCAGAUCGUCUGCAGCCUGUAUGGACAGGUGUUGUUCCCCUCUAUGACGUUCUUGGAAAUCCUAUUGCGAGCGGAUUAACUGACGAUGCUUCAAUACCACCACGACUAUUACGCUACGUGGAGGAGAGGAACGAGAGUCACCGACUGCAUGCUGAGACUGCUGCAAGUACGAUACUAGAUUAG
Messenger RNA from Penicillium cosmopolitanum, 768 nucleotides. Its product is annotated as pyridoxamine 5'-phosphate oxidase family protein. NCBI's taxonomy places the organism in Eukaryota, Fungi, Ascomycota, Eurotiomycetes, Eurotiales, Aspergillaceae. The transcript has 2 exons. Bases 1 to 768 code for a protein of 255 amino acids. The record is from RefSeq and is a predicted model, not a curated record.